CAGUUAAAUCAUUCUUGCUACUUGACCAGUUAAAUCAUUCUUGCUACUAGACCAGUUAAAUCAUUCACAACGUCGAACUAGUAGUUUUAUUAUGUAACACAAAUUUUUUUCUUAGUUGAGUAUUUCAUACGUAUAUAACGUGCACAUUUUAGUAUCAUCGUACCCAAUACAAUCAUAACGAUCAUGGACCCAAACAGCUGACGCGGUUUCAUCCAAACCUCUUCCGACGUAUGACUCACCGUCCAAACUACUGUAUAUCCAUUUAAUUACUACACAUUGCAUGAUAAUUGCUCAAAUACUGUCAAUAAUAAUAUUGAAAUGGUCAUUUAGUUGUCAACUAUUUAAUUCACGUCAGCCAAUCACGAAUACUCGCCCCACAGCAAUUUGACAGUGUGAAGCAUAAAUGACCACAUGCUAUUUCCGGUAAAACACGUAGAAACGAUUGGAUUGGUCAGUGAUAAGGAUAGGCAUUAUUCAAUAUGUUUUGCCCACGUUGUAUAUAUAGGCUGUACAUAUUUGUGACAUGAUGAUCAGAAAUCAAAGAAAGUCUGAAAUUUCGACUAUCAAGAUAUAACAUAUCAGUACUAAUUAUUAUUUGGAUAUACUGCAAACAAUUUUAAGGAUGACGUCACGGACUUUUAAACAUGCGCUCAUCUGUCUUACAAUCGUUCUCAACUCGCUGGUUCCCGGACUUCGAGCGCAACCGGUAGUGGCUCCAGUGACCAGCUAUCCAGUGGAAAAUAGCGUAAUUGUCCCUGUGGCAAGCUACCCGAUGCAAAACAGUUAUUAUGCUCCUGUCUCCAAGGGUUACAACAGCGGUCAGGUGGCACCCGGCAUUGGUUACCAGGGUUCAGUGCAUGCUCAAUACUGGAUGAACGGGUACCAGCCGCAGGGGAUAGUAGGUGGCGCGUACCCACAAUCUGGAGGUUACUACACACAGUACCCGCAGCAACAAUAUAACGCUCAACCCUACAACCAGGCGUACGGCCAGGCGUAUAGCCCGUCCGGACAAGCUUACUACGGCCAGGCCACUUCCUAUCCCAGUUAUCCCAGUUUCGAUGCCGGAUACUGGACCGGACACUACGAUCCGCAGCCGCAAUAUUACGGAAGCAGCCCGCAAUAUUACGGUGCACAGGGAUAUGGCGUACCAGUGUACCCGGCGCAGGGUGGAUAUUACCCAGCAUACCCUAGCCAUCAUGGCGGCUACUACUCACAACAACCGGGUCUCUACCCAGGGUAUAAGAAGCCCUUAACCCAAAGCAAGCUCGCCAAAACGCUUCUCGGGGCGGCCGUCGCCGGCGUGGUUGCUGGGGCUGUCGUUAGGGGUUGAAACCGGCUCGCAUAAUACGCUAUUGCAUUGCCAGUAUAGGUCAUAUGGUAAAGUUAUAUAACAAUUAUACACGAAACAUUCCAAAAUGUAUUGAAUUUAAUAACAUGUAUCCAUUCACUCGUUUGCAAAUGAUUUAUAUUCAUGGUAUAAAGCUAUUGUAUAAAAAGGCUUUAUUUGUUCAAUAUUUUAAAUGUUUUCAAUUUACAAUUAGCAAAAUAACGUUUUCGUACUACCGGGACACACAUAAUGACUCCUAUGUAUUUUUUGUUACUUUGUUCUAUCGAUAUGCAUGUAGUUAUCAUUCUCUAAUGACAUUCUUGUAUCAAUUUACACUGCACGUUUAUUGAAUACGUUCAAUGACAUUGGUUCGCAUAGAAAUUUCAAUUUUUAUAAAUAAAUUCAACGAUUUAUAUACAUUUUUACCUCGACUAUUAUAUAUGAAACAUAUAUAGUGGAGCUAUCCUGCUCACCCCGGCGUCGGCGUUAGCGUGAGCGUGCAAAAGUUUUCGUACCACCCCAAAUAUUUCCUAUGUCCCUUGACAUAUUGCUUUAAUAUUUUGCAUAAUUCUUUACCAACAUGACCCCAACCUAUAAACAAGAGCAGACAACUGUAUCAAGCAUUUUGUAAGAAUUAUGGCCCUUUUUUCACUUAGAAUAUGCAUAUUAUUGAUAAAGCUAUGUUCAAGUUUGCAUACCACCUCAAAUAUUUUUUUAAUGUCCCUUGACAUAUUGCUUUCAUAUUUUGCAAACUUCUUUACCAACAUGACCCCAAUCUAUAAACAAGAGCAGACAACUGUAUCAAGCAUUUUGUAAGAAUUAUGGCUCUUUUUCCAUUUAGAAUAUGCAUAAUAUUGAUAAAUCUAUGUUAAAGUUUGCGAACCACCUCAAAUAUUGUCAAUGUCUCUUGACAUAUUGCUUUCAUAUUUUGCACACUUCUUUACCAACAUGACCCCAAUCUAUAAACAAGAGCAGACAACUGUAUCAAGCAUUUUUUAAGAAUUAUGGCCUUUUUUGUCUUAGUAACUGAAUAUUUUGUUAAAUUGUGUGUUUAGAUCCACUUGACUUCUAAAGUAUCCAAGCUAUUGCUUUCAAACUUUAGAUGUUUUCUUACUAUCAUGAGGGUACUGUACCUGCCAAGUUCAAUUUGAUCUUGACCUUUGAUGACCUUGACUCUCAAGGUCAAGAGUAAAUUUUAGUAAAAUUGCCAUAACUUCUUUAUUUAUGAUCAGAUUUUAUUAAUACUUUGACAAAACAACACUUACCUGAAAACCACAAUAGAUUCCACCCAAUCAAUACACCACGUCCCAACCCAGAAUCCCUGCCCCCCCCCCCCCAAAAAAAAAAAGUUUUGUUUCCUUUUUUAUUUUUGAAAGAUCAUCUAAUAAAUGACAACACCCCACAUUAUACCCCCUCUCAACCCCCCACCCUACCCAAAAAGAAUAUUUUUUUCUUUGAAACAUGGUUAAAAAACAACAACAAAUAUUUAUUUACUUUAUUUUUGAAGGACCGUCUAAACUUCCCACCCAAGCUAUUGCUAUCAAACUUGAAAUAAAAUCUUAUCAGUUUGUUUAAUGUUUUUACAAAUGUUUAAUAGAUUGUGGAAAAUAUACCUGAACUAUUACCUUGACCUUAUUGAAUAACAAUUACCCCAUGAUGGCUUACGUUAUACUGUCAAGCACUCGAAUAGUCGAGCUCGCUGCCCUCUGACAGCUCUUGUUGGUUUUUAUUAUGCUCCCCCAAAAUUUAUUUUGGGGAGAGCAAAUAGUCGCCGCUUCGUCUGUCCGUGUGUGUGUCUGUCUGUCCGUCCGUGCACAAUUUUUGUCCGGGCUAUUUCUCAGCAACUAAUGACCGUAAUUCAAUGAAACUUUAUGGGAAGCUUCACUACCAAGAGGAGAUGUGCAUAUUAUCAGCGGGUUCUGGUCGGAUGAUUUUUCACAGAUUUAUUGCCGUUUGAAAUUUUCUAUAAAAAAAUUCUUGUCCCCCAACUACUGUGCCCUCAAGACGUUUCCUUUUAUCUGAAUAUAUAGUGCAAUAUUGUGACAAAAAAGCCUUUGGGGAGCAUCACCCGUCUCAGACGGUUUCUUGUUUUUAAAUGUUAACGUUGUACAUGCAAAUUAAAAUUUAUAUUCA
Molecule: messenger RNA, 3460 nt
Organism: Dreissena polymorpha
Lineage: Eukaryota; Metazoa; Mollusca; Bivalvia; Myida; Dreissenidae
Product: protein SSXT-like
Exons: 3
Coding region: 623-1330 (235 amino acids)
Source: RefSeq, a predicted model, not a curated record